UGUGAGAUGGCGCUCCACCCCAUGGAAGGGGGAGGCAGCCCAGGAUGAGUGCCCCGUUCGACAACUUGUGAUGUCCGACUUGUUUUGGGAGAGUGCGCACUGCGUAUAGGAUGUCAUGCAGCCGGCGUAUAGUCUGUUGCGUGACAUGGAUAGGGACGGUUCUUCCCCCCCCACCCUGUGGGGGUUUGUGGACAGGAUCAGACAGCGAGUUCGCGACUCUGGUCUUUCUGAGGAGGAGGAGAUAGAGAUUUUGGACAGGGUGGAGUACCGUUGCAGCAUGAUGCGGCAGCCAGCGCACGCGCUCGCAUACCUUACGGACCCGCGACGACGAGAUGUGUCUUUGUUGGCGGAUACUGGCAGCAAGGUUGUGCAGAGUGCGCUGGAUCAUUUGUCCAGGUUCACUGUCGAUGGCCCGGGGUCAGAGGAGCACGGCAAGUUGUGGUUCGCUUUGUACUUGUUCCACCAUGAUGAUCCCCACGCGAGCCCCAGGCCAAAAUGGUGGACGGACGACAAGGUGAAGGCGGACGCGGGGAGGAUGCACCCCGCGUAUUGGUGGUAUCUGCAUGGUGGCGACUUCCCGCGUUUGCGGGAAGUUGCCAUCAAGGUGCUGGCUAUGUGGUCCACUGCCUCUCCUUGCGAGAGGAAUUGGGCCUCGCACGACUUCAUUCACUCAAAGAGGCGCAAUAAACUCUCGAGUGACAGUCUGCGGAAGCUCGUGUUCAUCCAUUGGAACAUGCAGCUUCUGCGAGCUCAGUCGGGUCCCCGGAGGGGUUUCGUGGAUGUUUGGGAGGAUAUGGUGGAGGAUCCGCCGGAGCCGCAGGUCAGCGCUGCCUCUGAGGAGGUGUAUGACGACAGCAUGACGAUCCCUGAGGAGGUGGAGGCAGAGAUUCGUAGUCGGCGCAAGGAGGGGGGGGAUCGUGCUAGUGCACGACUGUUGCAGGGGCGGGACUACGAGGAUGAGGNGGGGGGGGAUCGUGCUAGUGCACGACUGUUGCAGGGGCGGGACUACGAGGAUGAGGACGAGGAGGACGUCAUUUACGAGGCGGAUGACGUCUGGGAGGGGAAGGACAUGAUCGAGGAGAUUGCGGCAGCAGGGAAGGGGAAAGAGGUAGUGCGUGAUGACCCUCUCGUCUCUCGUGUGUGGGACAGAUGGGGGGGGCUUGACAUUGUGGAUGACCUGGACGGCUACCUGCACGGCUCCAGACACGCCCUUCAUAUGAUGAAGGACAUUCACGAGUGUCGCAGACCGAAUGAGGGGAGUGCAGGGGUUCAGCAGGACGGUCGUGUGGAUACGGGCUUUCGUGCGACCACCUUCGACGGUGAGGCAGGCUCUAGUGCAGCUACCACAGAGGUAGGAUCGACACGCACGGCGGAGGUGGUAGCCCCCCCCCUUGCUGCUCCAUCGUUUGGUAUGCCAUCUGUUGUUGGGACAGGAGAGGAGCAUUGUGAUGUCCCUGUCCCGGGUCGUGUAGCACAACAGCCAUGUCCCGCCGUUGAGGAGCAGGGGAGCGCUCCUGUUACCGAGGAGCGUGUGACACAUGCCACUGUUUUAGAGGAGCCGCAUCCCAUUGUCGAGGAUCAGGUGACAGGUCCCGCUGCGGAGGAGUUGGAGGCCGCUACCGUCAUCUCUGGGCAGCAGACUAGGUUGGACGGCAGGGCGCGAGAGACAGAGGGUGUUCCCACAUCGUUGUAGUCCCCAGCGCGGCAUGACCCAU
Chara braunii is the source of this 1715-nucleotide messenger RNA. NCBI's taxonomy places the organism in Eukaryota, Viridiplantae, Streptophyta, Charophyceae, Charales, Characeae. The record is from the annotation of a GenBank genome assembly.